This is a messenger RNA of Chenopodium quinoa (quinoa), 2811 nucleotides long. RefSeq names its product trichohyalin-like. Bases 205 to 2460 code for a protein of 751 amino acids. The record is from RefSeq and is a predicted model, not a curated record. The transcript has 4 exons. NCBI's taxonomy places the organism in Eukaryota, Viridiplantae, Streptophyta, Magnoliopsida, Caryophyllales, Amaranthaceae.
AAAAAAAAAAAAUAAAAUAAAAAAGAAAAAAUAAAAAUCUACUAGUAGUACGAUAUUUUUGCACCUUUUUUUAGGUUUAGUGAGGUUUAGUUCUUAUCAUCUAAACAUAGAUUUGUCCUCUUUCUCUCUCAGAUUCCCUUUCAACCGCACUCCAUUCAUAUUUCUCUCUUCCAUUCAAGCAGCUUUUAAGUGGUUUGAAUCAAGAUGUAUAAUGGGAUAGGGUUACAGACGCCAAGGGGUUCUGGAACAAAUGGGUAUGUUCAAACCAACAAGUUUUUGAUUCGUGGGAAAACCUCGAAAGUGGUUGUGGAUGGAAACCUGGGGUUUGGCCCUGAUCAGGGUAUGGGUGGUAUUAGCAAGAAGGCCAACAAGGAGAUUUUGGAGCACGAUCGAAAGCGUCAAAUCGAGCUUAAGCUUGUGAUCUUGGAGGACAAGCUUAGUGAACAGGGUUACACUGAUGCUGAGAUUGCUGAGAAGUGUGAGGAGCUUCGGCAUAAGCUCGAAGCGGAGGCUUCUGCUAUGGCUGAGGAUGGUUAUGGCGGUGGCGCUAUUGUUUCCGAUAAGAAGGUAUCAGAUACAGAAACUCACCAAAUUGCAGCUAGGAAAGAGAAGCAAAUGGAAAAAUUAAGAGCAGCUCUUGGGAUUGAGGAUAAACCUGCUGAUUUAGAUAUUGAUGACAGCAACGAAAGGGAAGAGGGUGAAAUUUUGCAUGAUGACGAGUUUGUGAAGACUGAGAAGAAUUAUCAAGAUGAUGAUGGAAUUAAGAAUCAAGAGGGGAAACCUAAAAAGAAUGAAAACAGGAAAAGGCAUGGCAGUGAGUCUUCUGAUCCAGAAAGUACAGAUAACAGCAGUGAUUCGGAAACUGAUUAUGAUCGGAAAACAAAGAGAAAGCAAACAUCUACCAGGAAGUCCAAGAAAAAUGUCUCUGACGAUAGUGACUCUGAUUCUGAUAGGGAUCAGUCUUACAGAGGGCGAACAAAGGAUGGAGACAGAUAUGCUAGAGUGUCAAAAAGGCGUGAUUCGAGCAGUGACUCUGAUGAUAGCAGUAGGUCUCCUGUUCACAAAACCAUGAAAUCUGAGCAACAUUUGCCAAAAAAUAGACAUAAUUCUGGCAAUGAGCUUACUGAUACUUAUAAGAAGAGAGCUGCAUCUGAUAGAGAGUUGAACAGGGGCAAGAGACAUGAUUUAGAUAGGGAUGAUAAAGGCAGGAGACAUGAGGAUGAUUACUAUAAGAGCUCUGAUGAUUCUGGUCAUGGUACAAAGGCACUAGAACCUGAAAGAAGUAAAAAAAGUAGGAGGUAUGAUCCCGAUGAAGAUGCUGUUGAUUCAGGUCAAGAAGAAAUAAAGGAUAAGAGUCGUAGAAGAGGAAGGCACGAUUCUGAGGAUGAUGAUUCUGAUGUUGAAACAGAAGAAAUUGAAAAUGUGAACAAUAAAGAGAAGCAAUCAAGGUAUCUAAGAAGCCAAACUGACUCAAUGAUGAAAGGAAGUUUGAAGGAGCCUGGUAAUCAUGCAGAACGAAGUAAGCAUGAGCGCGGUGACAGCAAGAGGACGAAUAAGAGGUUUGAAGAUGAACAAAUUUAUAGGAAGCACGAGAGACACGAGGCAGAAGAUGGAAUUAGGAAGCGUGAUAAGAGAUCAGAAGGUGAGCAUGUUAGUAGUAGAAGACAUGACGUUAGGGAGGAAGACUUGCAGGGAGGCAGAAAGCAUUCAAAGAAGGAAAAUAUUGACCUAGAUAGGAGAAAGUGGGAGAAGAUGGAAGAUGAUCCUGAAAGGAGAAAGUCAGAUGGGGACAAAGAUGACUACAAUCGGAGAAAGAUAGAAAGGGAGGAAAUUGAUGUGCAUGAAAUAAGAGAGGAGGACGAGUCACUAAAGAGAAAGCUGGAAAGGAGGAAGGAUGAUGAGGAGGAAAAGGAGGCGGAUGAAUAUAGAAGUAAAAAGCAUAGCAGACGAGAUGAAGAUGAACAGUUUGGAAGAAAACGGGAAAGUAGGGAAGAUGAUGGGAAGUUAGGGAGGAAUCUGGAGAAGAGAGAGGAAGAUGAGCGUGCUAGCAGAAAGUUAGAAAAGGAGGUGGAUGAAUACAGAAGUAAAAGACGUGAAAGAGAGGAGAGUGAGCUGGGAAGAAGAAAGAGGGAAAGUAGGGAAGAAGAUGGGAAGCUAGGAAGGAGUUUGGAGAGGAGGGAGGAAGAUGAUCAUGCUAGCAGAAAGCAUGGGAGAGGGGAAGAAGAACAGGAAAGCAGUAAGCGGGAGAGGCAGGAUGAAGACCAUGGAGGUAAAUAUCGGGAAAAAAGAGAUCAAGAGCAAAAGAGUAGAUAUGAAAGGAAGGAGCAUGAUAGGUAUGAACGCAAAGGCAGGGAGAGGCUGGAUGACGAAGAUCGCAGAAAGAAAAGGCAUGAAAAGGAAGAAGAUUCUCCAAGGAAGCAUGAGUCAAACCGACGUGAUGAUGGUCAUAGGAGGCGUUGAUUUUGCUGGAGCUGUCCUUGUCUUGGCAGGAGGAACAGUACAACAUGCUGGAAGCUUGUAGAUCUGCUGGUGGUUUUUUUUUUUUUUUUUUUUUAAUUUUUUUUUUAUGCAAUUUUAAUGUUUAACAGAUACAUCCAGAAUCUUGCACGCUUAAUGUUGUUAUGCUCUCUUUCACUUCUUUUUUUUUUUUUUUUUUGGUUGUAAGAUCAUCCUUUCAGGCUAUUUGUAUAUGUUGCCUACUUUUGUAAUGCUUAUUUUGAGCUCUGGCAAUUUGUUGAUGGCUAAGACAUCUGCUGUACUGGUUUAUCCAACAACUUUUGCUUUACAUUUUGAGCAGAUUUUUUUGUAUUA